AUGCGCACCUCUCCGAACGUGAUCAUCACUGGCACCCCCGGCGUGGGCAAGACCGUGCACUGUGAACAACUCGCGCAAGAAAUCGGCUUGAAGCAUCUGUCCAUCAACCAGAUAGCCAAAGACCGUGAUUGCUUCGACGAAUACGACGAGGAAUUGAAGACAUGGGUAGUCGAUGAGGACAAGCUCCUCGAUGCCCUCGAAGACGAAAUCCCUAACGGCGGCUACCUAAUCGACUGGCACGCCUGCGAUCUCUUCCCGAAAUCCUGGAUCGAUCUCGUCGUUGUGCUCCGUUGCCCCACUACAGAUAUCCUAUAUGACCGACUUUCCUCAAGGGGCUACCACGAGAAAAAGCUAGAAGAAAACGUCGACGCGGAGAUCUUCGGCGUCCUAAUCGACGAAGCGCGAGAAGCUUUCGACGAAGAGAUUGUGGUAGAAUUGACGAGCGAGCAGGAUUCAGACGUGGACUCGAACUGUCAGCGAAUCGCGCAAUGGGUCGAAUCAUGGAAGCAAACGCAGCAGAACGCGGACUGA
This is a messenger RNA of Penicillium bovifimosum, 531 nucleotides long. Its product is annotated as nucleoside triphosphates FAP7. The record is from RefSeq and is a predicted model, not a curated record. Gene Ontology annotation, molecular function: AMP kinase activity; ATP binding; ATP hydrolysis activity. Lineage: Eukaryota; Fungi; Ascomycota; Eurotiomycetes; Eurotiales; Aspergillaceae. Gene Ontology annotation, cellular component: cytoplasm; nucleus. The transcript has 3 exons. The coding region runs from base 1 to 531 and encodes 176 amino acids.